AUGGCUUACUCAAAAGAAGAAAGAAAAAAGAGAAUAAGGAAUCUUAUAAUAAUUGGAGUAGUAAUAGGGGCGGUAACUUCCGUGCUCACCGGUGCAUACGUAAUGGGAUACAUAGGAAAUGACAAGGGAAAGUCUAAAAAAGAAAAAGUCAGCGAAAAGAAAAGAACUACCACAAUGCAAAUGGCAGAUCAGAGAGAGCCCCAGACUCUAGAGUCUCUUCUUAUUUGGACGGCGUAUAGGGCAGGAAAUAACAGCUUUUUAGCAAGGCCAAAGCUGAAUCUUGAUGUUCAUGAUAAGAUCACAGUGGACAGCGAGAUAGAGACAGUCACGCAUAUUAGUAAGAUGGAGAGUGCAAUAGAAACUCUUUUAGGCGAAUAUAAGAAAUAUGCCGACAAAAAUCCUAAAAAAAGGCUGCCUAUAGUUAUACACAAUGUUAUUAAGAAAAACUACCACCUACGAUACAUACUUUCAAUACAGAGAGACCCAAUGGAAGCAUUGAAGACACUUAACCUGCUAGAUAAAAAUAACAAGUGUUCUGAAAAUAGUAUAAAAAAUGCAUUGAAUUGGCUUCUAAAGGGCCAUGAAGAAGGCACUAUAAGCAAAUUCAAAGAAGUACUUGAGAUGGACAUGGACAAAUGCCCAAUAGAAAACGAUAUAUAUAAGAUGGUAGAGGUGCUGCUUAAAGUUGUGGUUAGCAGUCCAUUUGUAGCGACUCGCCGGCGAGGACUAAAGAACAAGCAGUCUCUUAUUUUUAUCCUGAGGGAAAUAUUGUCGGACAUGAAAAAUCUGAAGUCAUACAUAAGUCUAAAGAACCAAUCUAAGGGGAUAAUUUCCAUGGCAAGGGGAAACACAACAGAAAGUAUUAAAAAGCAGAUUGAGAAAAUAGAAAUGUAUAGACAGCGACUUUUAAAUAACCAUAUGACAGAGGAAGAAAUCACCCUAGCCUCCAUGGUUUCAUUGGUGGGGCAUGUACAGAGAGCAGCUAAUAUUGACAAUGAGUCGUAUUUCAUAGAUCUUGUUCAAAAUAUAAAGGCAGUUAAAAAGAUGAAAGCAUUCAACACGCUUUCUAACAAAUCAGAAAAGACCGGAGAGUCAGGAGAAGAGUACGUUAAAUUCUUUAUUGAAUUUAUCAAGAACUACAUAGCAAUGCAUUCAACCAAAAAGAGUGCAGGUAUAUUCACUAAAUACUUAGAGCAGCAUGCAGAAGAUAUAGACAGAUAUGUAAAUCCAGCUAAAGCAGGAACUAACCCAGAGAUCAAAAGUUUAGGAACGCUGCUGAAUAUUUCAACGAAGAAAAUUCAAGAAAUUGAAGAAAUUUCUAAUUUCACAGACCGGCUAAUUACACUAAUCUGCCUAGAGACGGACUAUAUGAUGGGAAAAAACAGAGACAGAUAUAUUCUAUACGAGAUAUUAAACUGCUAUAGGGAGUUAAUGGCAACAGAAGUUAAAUAUAUAAAGGAAGAGGACAGAAUAGCCAAACGGUUGAUGAACAGUAGUAUGAUGAAGAACUUCAUGAAUGUUGAGAAAGUGCAGAAUCAAAAGCUAUACGCUGCUAAUAAGGAAGGUGUAUGGUGCAUUUUCCCUGAGAAUUUUAAAAAGGAUUCAGAUGAUAUAAGCACCAUUUCAAGAGCACUUGAGCAUCAAGCAGCUAAUCUUAGUAUGUCUAUGCUUAUAUUUGACGUUUUAGACAAAAAAACCAAAGAACCUGAGAAAAAUGAAUAA
Nematocida ausubeli is the source of this 1722-nucleotide messenger RNA. RefSeq lists its product as uncharacterized. Lineage: Eukaryota; Fungi; Microsporidia. The transcript has a single exon. The record is from RefSeq and is a predicted model, not a curated record. The coding region runs from base 1 to 1722 and encodes 573 amino acids.